GAUAGAUAUUAUUCAAUUGAAUUGAUUCUUCUAAUAAGAAUUAGAAAAAUGGACGCCAUUGUUGGAAACCCUUUGCGUCUAAAAUCAGUGAAUCAUAUCUCCCUUAUCUGCAGAUCAGUGGAUGUAACCGUUGCCUUCUAUGAAAAUGUUCUUGGAUUCGUUUCCAUUGUGAGACCUGGAUCAUUUAAUUUUGAAGGAGCAUGGUUAUUUGGCCAUGGCAUUGGUAUUCACUUGCUGAAGGCAGAAGACCCUGAAAAAAUUCCAAGGAAGAAGGAAAUUAAUACAAAGGAUAAUCAUAUCUCAUUCCAGUGUGAUGGAAGCAUUGAUGCAGUAGAGAAAUAUCUGAAUGAUAAAAAAAUUGUUUGUAAGCGUGCAUUGGUGGAAGAAAAUGGAAUUCAAGUGGAUCAAUUGUUUUUUCAUGACCCAGAUGGAUUUAUGAUUGAAAUAUGCAAUUGUGAUAGUCUCCCAGUUAUUCCUCUAGCUGGUGAGAUUGUUAAUUCAUGCUCUAGAAUCAACCUUGAGACUAUGCCACAAAAGAUACACCAACCUGUAGAAAAAAUUUAAACAUGAUGAGGCCAAACUUCUUAUUUUAUCUUAAUUUUGUGGUGAUGGUGGUGAAUAAAAAAAUAAAAUAAUAAGAAGAAGUUAAUUCAGUAUCAAUGUUAUGAUUAAUUCAUGAGGAACUUUUUUCUUUAAAUUAUGUUUUCUACUUGUCAAUGCCUCACAUUUGGUAAUAUGUACUAGAUUCCUUUGCAAAUCUAAUGAAGUGUAUAUUAAAUAAAGUUGUUCUACUAAUAAGGAGAAUAUAUUAUAGGGAAU
Molecule: messenger RNA, 819 nt
Organism: Medicago truncatula (barrel medic)
Lineage: Eukaryota; Viridiplantae; Streptophyta; Magnoliopsida; Fabales; Fabaceae
Product: metallothiol transferase FosB
Exons: 3
Coding region: 49-564 (171 amino acids)
Source: RefSeq, a predicted model, not a curated record